This is a messenger RNA of Batrachochytrium dendrobatidis JAM81, 1926 nucleotides long. RefSeq lists its product as uncharacterized. The transcript has 11 exons. NCBI's taxonomy places the organism in Eukaryota, Fungi, Chytridiomycota, Chytridiomycetes, Rhizophydiales. Gene Ontology annotation, cellular component: chromosome. Gene Ontology annotation, biological process: transcription-coupled nucleotide-excision repair; response to UV. The record is from RefSeq and is a predicted model, not a curated record. The coding region runs from base 1 to 1926 and encodes 641 amino acids. Gene Ontology annotation, molecular function: RNA polymerase II complex binding.
AUGCGCAACACAUCAAAUUUUAUUGAUGACAAUAGUUUAAGCAAUGAGUUUACAAAGAUUAUAACUCAAUUGCUUACAGAAGGAGAACUUGAGCUUGAUUCAGCUAAACUCAAGCUGAUUAAAUCCAGCUGUAAAGCAUCCAAUGCAAAUGUUGAAAUUGUAUUCAAAACAAUUGGACGAAUAAUGAACCGCAAACAUUCUCAGAUUCGAUAUGCAUGUGUCCAACUGACAGAUGUGUUAUUUAUGCGGUCAAGUCUUUUUCGAUCGUUGCAUAUGUCACAAAUACAAUCAUAUUUGUCUUUGUGUUUUGGAGGAAACAAAGGUGUUUUACCACCUCCGGUGGAAUGGGCAUUGAAAUUAAAGCAUUUGGCGGCAUCGUCUAUAUUUAAAUGGCAUUCAAGAUUUGGAUCGCUAUUCGGAGAGCUUGUUGUUGCUAUGCAAGUAGCCGAGCCAUUCCUACCUGAUAAUACAAAUAGAAACACUUUAGUUGAGGUGCCCGAGUCCUUGAGCGACAGUCAGCAUGCACGAACAAAACAAAUUCGACUAGAAAAAUACCUACGAAUGCGAGAUGACUUUCGCAAUGUAUCUUUUGGAGUUUUAGAGAAUCUUGAAAAUCUUAAACAUUGCCUAGAAAUCAUAGUUCCUAGUGUUGAGGAUAUAUUUUCUGGUGGAAAUGGCACUUGCAAUGUCUCGACAACAAUCAAAUCAACUGCCACAUCCAAAGAAUUUAUUCAAGCAUACGGUCUUGGAAAUAACACAUACUCUCUAGAUAUUACGAUCCCUAGUACAGAGUUUCCAGUAGAAACUGCUGAAAAUCAAGUCUUAUUUGAUACCCUUCGAGAAUGUACUGCGCUUAUAAACAACAAGCACCUUUCUUUGAUAUCUACGUGGAUCGAUACAAUCACUAAAGCAGAAGAUCCGGAUAAAAAAUCGCAUGAACUAUUUCUUAAAAAAGUGAUUGAUUUAAAAUUUUCUGUGUUGAAUGCGCUUGAAAAAGCUAAAGAUUUGCUCAAAUAUAGCAAAUCCCAGGUAGAUAACGAUCAUGUUGAAGAAUCGAGACAGGAGAAUAGUGACGACGAAGAAAUGUUUGAAGAAGUUCCCGAUCCAGAACUAUCAGAGGAAAGUAUCAAGCCAUCUAAUAGUCCAAUUCCUACAAUAGAUACUCAAAUGCUUGAACAGCCUAUUCAGCCUGUUGCGUCAGGUAGCGAAACUAAUCAGCCACAGAAUUGCUAUCAGGAUAACUCUGAAUUUCAAAAACUUUUGGCUUUAGCUCCUGAAGUUCCUUAUGAUAAUGAUUUGUAUUAUUGGGAUAAGCAGGACGUUUCGUUUUCAAGUAUAUCUUCAAAUGCUGGUCUUGACUUUCAUCAUCGAUUUUUAGGAGAUGGGCCAACAGAUCGAGUACUUUCCAAGGAUGCGCUGUCUUCUCUUCGCAAGCGCCAAAUGUAUCUCAUUGCUGAGGCCCCUAAAAAUAUUCCGGCAUGCAGAGCUCCACUUAGAACUGGAGCGCUGUGUCCACGUCGCGAUUUAGUUCGAUGCCCUGUUCAUGGAAAAAUCAUUCCUAGAGAUGAUACUGGGACACCGCUUGAUCCAACUGCAGAGCCAGAUCAGGGUCUUGCUUUGAGCACUACACAUUCUUCAACUGGACGCAGAUCUAAACGAGAUACAAGGCAUUCUGAACAACCGUUCAACAGACGUGCUCCUGCUUGGAAAAUAAUCGAACAAGAUGUUUCAGGAGCACUACGUCUUUCCUCGCGGCAAGCAAAACUCCGUGAAUCCAAACUGGUGGAUCUUACUAAAAAAACUAAUCCCAUCCAAAAACGAAUCUUGAAAAAAAUCAACAAACUUGACAAAAACUCAUCUGAUAGUCAUCCAGAGGAUGCCGAGUUACUUUCUAAAAUUCAAGAUAGAAAUCUUAAUCGUUGGUGA